GUGAAAGUUAGCUUCCUGUCAUGAUGUUACUAGCAUAGCAGGCUCACUGCAACAGAUAUUUAACUAAAUGACAAAAUGAUAAAAUUUUCUGUGAAGUUCUAUUCAGUUAAGAGUUAAUUACCCAAGCAACCUUUUAGUUACAAGUAGUUUAACAAAUUAAAAUGUCAAAGAGGCUUGUGGCUUGCAGGAAAUGUGACGUAGCCCAAGUAGCUAACUAGCAUUAGUUCGUCCCGUGUUGUACUCCUGUGUUAGUGCAACUGUUAGCAGAAGAUGUGGAGAUGUUUACACCAAGCCUUUCAUCAGAACAGCAGCGAGACCUGGCGAUAAGAAUUACCACUUUUCUGUCUCAGUACAGCCACCUGUCCGACGCCUAUAUAAUAGAGUUCUUCACUGAGGAUCUGUGGUCCACAUUACCCUGCAGCUGGCAGCCUGUGCUCAAAGACCUCUCAUACCCACAGAUUGCAGACCUAUUACUAGAUGCUACGCAUGGAGACAGGAGAUAUCCUUCCGUCUGGCCUCUGUCCCUCCUGGCGUUCCUGGCCACGGCUCAUGCGUUGGCGUUUCCGAGACAGACCAGAGUGGUGUCCAUGCCAGAGGAGUUUUGUGUAAACCACAGCCAGAGUUCACUGCUGGGACAUAUUUUCAGGAAACAUGUCAAACCUAAGAAACAGCAUGAGAUUCGCAAGUUGGGCGUGCUGGUGAAGGACAUUUGUGAGCAGACGGAGUGCAGCAGAGUGGUGGAUGUGGGCUCCUGUCAGGGUCACCUCACACGUUUCAUGUCCUUUGGACUCGGCCUGUCUGUGACCGCUAUUGAAGCCGAUCACAACUUGGUUUCUAUGGCGUCCAGAUUUGAUGGACGUUAUUGCAAGCUUGGAAAGGAAAAGCAGAAAAAAGGCCUUUCUUCUCCCUAGAAAUGUUCCUCUCAGCUCCCAACAUCUCAGUCUUCUCCAUGCCAUGUUGCCGGCUGGGUAAAUCCAAAUGCAUCCUGGGAAGACUUCCUCAAGCAGCUGAAAACAUCAAAUUGUGGCAGUGAGGGCUCCCCAAAACCAUCAGGACCCAGUAAGAAGAGACUGAAACACCAAAGACAUGCACCUGACAUUCAGGGUUCAGAGGCUUGUGCUUGUCCAGACAACACCUCCCCCUCCCAGAGCUUUGACAGGACGUCACAGCAGCAGCAGAGUCAGACCUCAUCCUCUGAAAACUGCGGCUCACAUGUCCAACCUGUUUGUGAGGACGUUUCAGAUAAAGCAGAGGACAGUCCACAGGCUGAAGACUUCGUCCUUACUGGUCUCCAUGCUUGUGGUGACUUGAGCACCACUCUGCUCCGUCACUUCGUAAAGUGUCCUCAUGUGCGGGGCAUCACCUCUGUGGCCUGUUGUUACAUGAAAAUAACCACCAGAGAAAACCCCGUCCCUCCAGGAGUGGUAGAGGGUCCCAUCCCACCGACGUCAAGUCACCAACCACUGCCUGCAGAGUUUGGGUACCCCAUGAGCUCGUGGGUCCGGGGUCUCCCUGGUCAUCCGCUGUCUUAUAAGGCCCGAGAGGGGGCGUGUCAUGCCAUCGAGGACUAUGUGCGGAGGCUGAGGGAGGACAGCCAGCUGCUCAGGACGCACUGCUACCGGGCCAUGCUGGAAGCCUUCAUUAGAAAUGUGAGGCCAGAUCUACGUAGGGCGGGAAUCCAGACCAUCAAAAAAGCCCAUCUGUUGCCUUUUGCAGAAUACGCUCGUCUGGGUCUGGUCCGGGUCGGCCUUCCUGCCAUGUUGCCUCUGGAUGCGGAGCGGAUGGAGACUAUGCUGGAUCAGCAGGUCCGGGUGGUGGUCUACUUCAGCCUGUCCAUGCUCCUGGCUCCUGUAGUGGAGACGCUGGUGCUGCUGGACAGAAUGAUCUACCUGCAGGAGAACGGUGUCGACAGUCAGCUCAUUCCUCUCUUCAACCCAAACUUGUCUCCGAGGAACUUUGUGCUGGUGGCUCUGAAGUCUCAGUAGGACACACGGACAGAAGACUGUUUACUCAGAAACAUGUCUUCAUAAAAGCAGGUGGGGCAAGAACAGUCUCAAGGAUUUAAAGGGAUUUUUUUGUUUGUUUUUGAAAUAUAGUUGUGUAUUUAUUAUCAUGGGCUUUUUUAAGUGUGCGUAUGUAUGUAUGUUCAGCUCACCUUCAUCUGUGUCUUAUGCAGGGGUCUCAAACAUGCGUCCC
Messenger RNA from Sphaeramia orbicularis (orbiculate cardinalfish), 2196 nucleotides. Its product is annotated as protein RRNAD1-like. NCBI's taxonomy places the organism in Eukaryota, Metazoa, Chordata, Actinopteri, Kurtiformes, Apogonidae. The record is from RefSeq and is a predicted model, not a curated record.